Messenger RNA from Lodderomyces jiufengensis, 2754 nucleotides. RefSeq lists its product as uncharacterized. Gene Ontology annotation, cellular component: cytosol. Bases 1 to 2754 code for a protein of 917 amino acids. Lineage: Eukaryota; Fungi; Ascomycota; Pichiomycetes; Serinales; Debaryomycetaceae. Gene Ontology annotation, biological process: cytoskeleton organization. The transcript has a single exon. The record is from RefSeq and is a predicted model, not a curated record.
AUGAAUCAAAAUGAAGAAGAAUUACAAUCAAUUCAAAUAGAUCAAUUAGAAGAUCAAUUAAUAGAUCAUCCAGAUGAAAUAACCAAGAAACAAUUACAUGAUACUUCAUUAGAUGAAACUUUUCAAAAAAAAUUAAGUGCAAAAGCUAAACAAUUUGAUUUAAAUAAUAAUAAAAAUUUUAUAAAUCAUAUAAAUAAUUUAGAUUUAAAUGAUUCAAGCGAUUUCAAUGGAAGAGAUAAUAAUUUUAAUAAUUUAAAUAAUGGAGUUAGUAGUAAUAAUGGAUCUUCAUUAAAUUAUCAAUUUUUGAUUACAAAACUGCAUUUAGAUUUUACUAAAAAGGAAUUUGGUGAUUUGGAACAAGAGAUAUCUGAAUGGUUUUCUUUUAGUGAUUUGAAAGUUCUCGGAGGAUUAGAUAGAUUAAUUGAAAAUUAUGAAAAUUGCAAAAAUAUUCAAAAAAUUUCAGAAGAAUUAAAAAACGAUACUAUUCAUGAUAAUUUAGUAGGUUUGAAAAGUAUUUUAUAUUAUAGUUUUGGGGAAUAUGCCGAUAAAUCUAAUGUACAAGACCAAUUGAGUUUUAUAACUACAAAUAAUCUAAAAUUAAUAGCAUAUGAAAUUUAUAAACCGCUAACUACAAUAUUGAAGAAUUUUUUAAAGGAGAGAAUAGACAAGGAUAAUAAUUCACUAUUAGAGAACAAAAUGUCGAAGAAAGUUGAGGAUUCAUAUUUUAGAAUUUUAACAUUAAUAUAUUUCAUGACAUUAAUAGCAUUAUAUAAAAAGAAUGACGGAGUAGUCAGGAAUUUUAAGCAUUUUUUACUGGAUAUUGGACUUUUGGAAACUAUUGUACAAUUUAUAGAACAUUGGAAAUGGCACAAGAACAAUAAUUACAGAAUCAGAUAUCUUAUACUACUACUAAAUAAAUUAUUAAUUUUAGAAUUUGGUGAUUGGGAUCAACUAAAAAAUUGUGAUUCAUUUCUUAAUGAGCUACACAACAUCAAGACUAGUAAAGAUAAGGAAGAAGAUGGUAAAACAAGAUUAACCUUAUCACCACUAGAUUAUUUUUCAUUUAGAGAAGAUUUGCUAGACAAAUACCCAUUAUUUGAUUAUACGAAAGAAGAAUUACAAAAGAAUUUAGACCACAGUACCCAUGAUUCAAAAUCAAUAGAGGAAAGAUAUCAAUACUUCAUGGCAGUAAACAAUUACUCCACUUCAUUAUCAAAUAUUAUAGAACAACCAAAGACAAAUAAAUCACAUACCGUUUUAAGUCAACUACCUGCUCAACAAGUACAUAUUGCAACGCCUUUACCAUCACCUAAAUUAAUUUCAUCUGAAUAUAUGUCUGGCGGAGAGAAAAUAAGGAAAUCAUAUCAAAUCAACCAAUCCAUGCCAUUUAUUUAUCCAAAUGAUGAAAAAACCAAUUCAACCGUUCCGUAUGCAUUGGUCGAGGCUGAUGAAAUCUUAAAAAACUCAAUCAAUGAAAGUUAUUCUUCAAAAAGACUUUGGAGUGAGAGAGAAAAAUUUAUGAAACAAGAAAGAGGAUUCGAAAGUUCAUAUAAAGACAAAGAUGAAUUUGACUACGAUUUUGUAGAAUUAAAAAAACAAUUUCCUAACAAAUCAUCAGAAAUAGGAUCACUACUUAGAGUCGAAACAUUUUAUACAAAAACAUUUUUCAGACUAUCAUCCUUAAUUGAAGUGUUUAUGGAAAUUUUGAAAAACAAUAGAAUUGAAAACAAUUUAAAUUUUUAUGAACUAGAAUUGAAUCCAUCAACUUCUUUCAUUGUCAACUCACCAUUAGCUCAAGAUAAUGAAAAAUCCAAAUCUAGAAUUGAAAAUGUUUUGUUAUCACAAUUGGAAGUGAUGAAUAUAAAAGAAAUUUUGACAAAAUCAGUCACAAACAUAGUUUUAGCAUUAAUUAAAUGGUUUAAAAUCAGUCAUGUUUUAAAAUAUUAUUAUUUAUCUUCAAUUUUAUUUGAUCAACAGUUUUUCAUAAUAGCAUUAGAUUUCAUAAGUACAAAUUUCAAUAACAUGAACAAUCAAUCAAUACCACAACUGCCGAACGAUAAAAAGGAUGAACUAAUAGAGUACGAAAUCUUAAUUAAUCAAAAUAGAUUAAUGAAUCCACAGAUCCACCUACCAAAACUAAAUUUUUUCAACAAUUGUUUGAAGAAAAAUGAUGAAAAUUAUAUUUAUAAAUUCAUAAAUAACGAGUUCAUAUCAGAGUUACCUAAAGAAUUAGAUUCAAAUAAUGUAAAUAAUGUGUAUAUAAAAAAAUUCAACCCAAAUUUUGCAACAAUUUUAUCAAACUUACUAAAUAUAACAAACAAGAUCCUUAUCAAAAAUCAAAUACAAAGAAUUUUUAUAAUCAACGAUCUAAAACCAUCAGAACUUUUUAAAAUGUUAUUAAUAAACUACGACAAUGUUAAUUUAACAAAACCAAUUUUGAAAAUUUUGAAAAAACUAGUACCAUACCAAGGUAGAAAAUGGAAAAGUAACAAUAUGGAUCUAAUAAGUUUAAUUUACUUAAAUUGCAAACUUAACUUAAAAGAUAAUUGGUUAAGUGGUAAGGAUUUAGAGAAUGAUUUUAAUAUAAGUUUUGAUCAAGAAAUUGCAUUAAGAGGAUUAUUACAGUUUUAUCAUUUGAAAAAAUAUAAUAAUCUGAAAUUGGGUUAUAAAAUUAGUGACGAAGAUGAUGAAAAGACUGCUGAUGAUGUUAAUGAACUAGGUAAGAGUAUCCCGAAAUUGAACUUGAAUGAGUAA